Molecule: messenger RNA, 1095 nt
Organism: Cutaneotrichosporon cavernicola
Lineage: Eukaryota; Fungi; Basidiomycota; Tremellomycetes; Trichosporonales; Trichosporonaceae
Gene: HEK2
Exons: 6
Coding region: 1-1095 (364 amino acids)
Biological process (GO): 3'-UTR-mediated mRNA stabilization
Cellular component (GO): cytoplasm; nucleus
Molecular function (GO): mRNA 3'-UTR AU-rich region binding
Source: RefSeq, a predicted model, not a curated record
AUGGCCGACUCUGACGUUGCCGCUCCCUCGUCCCCUGUGGACCACCAGGUCAACUCGGUCCCCGAGGAGCUAACCCUCCGUGCCCUCGUUUCCACCAAGGAGGCUGGCAUAAUCAUUGGCAAGGCCGGCGCCACAAUCGCCAACGUUCGCGCCGUCGCCAACUGCAAGGCUGGCGUCUCCAAGGUCGUUCCUGGCGUCCAGGACCGUGUUCUCAGCAUCUCUGGCGACCCGGAUGCCAUCGCUGCGGCGUACUCUGAAAUUGCGCGUCUUCUCCUCGAGACGCCUCUGUCCGACUCGUCUCUCCCCCCUCCCCCGGCCAUCGCUUUCACCUCGAUCCGUCUCCUCAUUAGCCACAACCUCAUGGGCACGGUCAUUGGUCGCCAGGGCGUCAAGAUCAAGCAGAUCCAGGACAUGUCGGGUGCGCGCAUGGUCGCGUCCAAGGAGAUGCUUCCUCAGUCGACUGAGCGUGUUGUCGAGGUCCAGGGUGCCCAGGACGCGAUCAAGACUGCCGUCUGCGAGAUCUCCAAGUGCCUUCUCGAGGACUGGGAGCGCAACGUCGGUACCGUCCAGUACCACCCCGGUGCCGGCGGCGACGCCGGUGUCCUCGCUGGCGGCCUAGGCGCGCAGACCGUUACUGGCCCCACUGGUGGCAUCCGCCGCACGUCGAUGGGUGCUUUCAACGCUCAGCAGCCUAACUUUGGCGACCGCCGCGUCUCGCGUGGCUCGAUUUCUGCCGGCACUGGCGAGCGUCGCAUGUCUGAGUCGCAGACCAGCCCUCCUCUCAACGACCCCAACCUCCGCACCCAGAACAUCUCGAUCCCCAGCGACAUGGUUGGCUGCAUCAUUGGCCGCGGCGGCUCCAAGAUUACCGAGAUCCGUCGUCUCUCGGGCUCGCGCAUCUCGAUCGCCAAGGUCCCCCACGACGAGACCGGCGAGCGCAUGUUCACCAUCGUCGGCACGCCCGAGUCGACUGAGCGUGCGCUCAUGCUCCUCUACUCGCAGCUCGAGUCGGAGAAGGAGCGUCGCGUUAACCAGACCGCUGAGGCUGGUGACGUGCCAGCACUACAACGAACCGCAGGCCUCAACAUCUCCUGA